Rotaria sp. Silwood1 is the source of this 816-nucleotide messenger RNA. Lineage: Eukaryota; Metazoa; Rotifera; Eurotatoria; Philodinida; Philodinidae. The record is from the annotation of a GenBank genome assembly.
AUGCAUAAACGAGAUUUAGAUUUAGAAAAACUUGAAAAGCUGAAAAGAAAUCCGGAACAAAUUUGGCUUUUAUGGCAUGAUGAACCAAAUGAAAAUUCACCAGAUAUUAAUAAAUAUAAAUUUAAUUGGACUGUAACAUAUCGAAUGAGUGCUGAGGCAUCAUUAGGUGCUUAUGGUAUAACAAUUGUGAAAGAAAAACCAUGGUCGAUAAAAAAAUUUAACACAUGGAUUACAGAACAAUUUUAUAAAAGAUAUAACCAAGCAGUCUGACCACAAAAACGUCUACAAAAAUUUCGUUCCCUGCGACAACAUUAUCCAAUUGUAGCUUUUGGUAAAUGUAUUCCGUCGAACCAAACUUUAUCUCUUGAUGCACAUGUUCAAUCCCAAACUCAAUGUGAUCGUCAAUCAAAUUGUGAAAAUCUUUAUUUAACAACAUCAAAAUUUUAUCUUGCUUUUGAAUCACAAUCAUGUACAGAUUAUAUAACAGAAAAAUUUUGGCGUACACUUUUUGUUGGUGCUAUACCAAUUGUAAGUGGACCUGAACGAGAAAAUUUUGCACAUAUUGCUCCACCGAAUUCAUUUAUUCAUGUUGAUGAUUAUUCAUCAGAUAAAGAACUAAGUGAAGCAUUAAAUUUAAUUGGUACAAAUCGAUCUUUAUAUGAGAAAUAUCAUGCAUGGAGACGUUACUAUGAUGUGUAUUAUCAAGCAAAAGAUGUUGAUCCAUAUCGAUUUUGUGAAUUAUGUUAUCGUUUAAAUACAAAUAAACAACGUAUUUGGUAUGAAAAUAUUAAUGAUUGGUUUUUAGAAAAAUGUUGA